AUGGAACAAAUUCCUUAUGCAUAUAUUGUUGGAAGCUUGAUGUAUGCACAAACUUGUACCAGGCCAGACAUAAGUUUUGCUGUCGGAAUGCUGGGAAGGUAUCAAAGUAAUCCAGGAAUAUAUCAUUGGAAAGCUGCAAAGAAAGUAUUGAGGUAUCUGCAAGGAACUAAGGAUCAUAUGCUCACUUAUAGGAGAUCUGAUCACCUUGAGGUGAUUGGAUAUUCAGAUUCAGAUUUUGCCGGAUGCGUGGAUACAAGAAAGUCCACUUUUGGCUACUUGUUCCUCUUAGCUGGUGGAACAAUUUCAUGGAAGAGUGCAAAGCAGACUAUCAUUGCUGCAUCCACUAUGGAAGCUGAGUUUGUAGCAUGCUUUGAGGCUACGGUUCAUGGUUUAUGGCUGCGGAACUUUAUUUCAGGACUUGGAAUUGUCGACACUAUCUCCAAGCCGUUGAAAAUUUAUUGUGAUAAUUCUGCAGCGGUUUUCUUCUCCAAAAAUGACAAGUAUUCUAAGGGUGCUAAGCAUAUGGAAUUGAAAUACUUUGCUGUUAAGGAGGAAGUUCAGAAACAAAGGGUGUCGAUCGAGCACAUUAGCACAAAACUUAUGGUUGCAGAUCCGUUGACGAAAGGAUUACCACCUAAGGCAUUUAUUGAACAUGUCGAAAGGAUGGGGAUUAUAGGAUGUCAUCACUAA
Molecule: messenger RNA, 690 nt
Organism: Vicia villosa (hairy vetch)
Lineage: Eukaryota; Viridiplantae; Streptophyta; Magnoliopsida; Fabales; Fabaceae
Product: secreted RxLR effector protein 161-like
Exons: 1
Coding region: 1-690 (229 amino acids)
Source: RefSeq, a predicted model, not a curated record